Messenger RNA from Chenopodium quinoa (quinoa), 1424 nucleotides. Its product is annotated as GDSL esterase/lipase At5g37690-like. Gene Ontology annotation, molecular function: hydrolase activity, acting on ester bonds. Lineage: Eukaryota; Viridiplantae; Streptophyta; Magnoliopsida; Caryophyllales; Amaranthaceae. The transcript has 6 exons. The coding region runs from base 72 to 1196 and encodes 374 amino acids. The record is from RefSeq and is a predicted model, not a curated record.
UUCUUCAAUUACUUAUUGUAUGCAUCUUAAGUACUCCGUAUACGAUAUAUACUGACAACAUAAACGAAUUUAUGGCAUUCCUACUUAGAUUGGCAUUUGCUUUCUUGGUGGCUAUAGGCCUAUUAGAGUUAACAAUUUUUGCCGCGACACCAACUGAUGGGGAGGAGCUGGUUACAUUUAUCUUCGGCGAUUCCUUGACUGAAGUUGGCAAUAACAAUUACUUGCAAUACUCUCUAGCCAAGUCCAACUACCCUUGGUAUGGUAUUGAUUACGAGGGUGGCCAGGCAACUGGAAGGUUCACCAAUGGAAGAACCAUUGGCGACAUAAUAUCUGAGAAACUCGGAAUCCAAUCACCACCACCAUAUCUUUCCCUAUCUCCAAACGACGAUAAAUUGCUCAAAGGAGUGAAUUAUGCUUCUGGAGGAGCAGGAAUUCUCAAUGAUACUGGCGUUUACUUCAUACAAAGAUUAACAUUUGAUGAUCAAAUCAAUGCCUUUGGGAACACGACAUUAGCCAUCAAAUCUAAGAUAGGAGAAGCAGCUGCAAAUAAGCUCUUAAACAAAGCCGUUUACUUUGUUGGAAUAGGAAGCAAUGAUUAUGUCAACAAUUACUUGCAACCAUUCAUGGUGGCAGGACAGCAAUACUCCCAUGAUGAGUUUGUGGAGCUCUUAAUCGCUACGUUAGGGAGCCAACUAACGACCCUCCAUCAACUGGGCGCUCGAAGAGUAAUCUUCCAUGGACUCGGCCCCUUGGGCUGCAUCCCCUCGCAGAGGGUGAAGUCAAAGCAAGGAACAUGCCUAACCCAAGUGAACAAAUGGGUACAGCAGUUUAAUAGUAAAGUGCAAAAUUUAGUCCUGAGUUUGAACCAACACCUCAACGAUGCACAAUUUGGAUUUGCUGAUACUUACCAAGACGUGCAAGAACUCAUCACAACCCCACAAGCUUAUGGUUUCAAGGUAUCGAAUACAUCGUGCUGUAAUGUGGAUACAUCGAUUGGGGGACUAUGCUUGCCGAACUCCAAAGUGUGCAAAAACAGGAAGGACUACGUCUUUUGGGAUGCUUUCCAUCCCUCAGACGCUGCCAAUGCUGUACUAGCUAAUAAGCUCUUCACAAGUCUAUUUCCGAAUGCUCCAAAGAACGAAACACCACCUCCUGAAACAACACCUUCAGCAAGGAAGGCGCUUCGACAACCAUGAUCCGCUAUAAGUCUAUAACUACUGACAGAAGAGCAUUACUAUGUCCACUUAAUAGAACACAAACAGAGAAGAGAUGAACACUCUAAUCACUUUUCGUGCAAACAAUUACCAAUUUCUUAUGUGUCAUUGCCAAUGUAAUUCUAUACAUAUUUUGUUAACCACAUUAAGAAUGCUUAUAUAUUUUGAUAUAUACCAUAUUUUAGCUAUAAAAUCUCCGCUUCUCUCAAA